Molecule: messenger RNA, 474 nt
Organism: Schistocerca cancellata (South American locust)
Lineage: Eukaryota; Metazoa; Arthropoda; Insecta; Orthoptera; Acrididae
Exons: 1
Coding region: 1-474 (157 amino acids)
Molecular function (GO): nucleic acid binding
Source: RefSeq, a predicted model, not a curated record
AUGGUGCAGAAGUCACAGAAGAUUUUGGCCGUAAAGGGUGUGAAACAAGUUAACAAGGCAACCAGUGCAGAAUGUGGAACACUGGUUACAACAUGUUGUAUUAUAAAUGCUCUCGGUAGCAGCCUACCACCUGUCAUGAUAUUUCCACGUGUGAAUUUUAAAGAUCAUAUCAUAUUAGGAGCACCUGCAGGCACAUUAGGUCUUGCCGUUAAAGGAAGCUGGGUGAACUCAGAAUGUUUUGUGAAGGUCAUUUGUCACUUCGUCAAGUUCUCUGCCAGCUCAAAAGCAAAUCCACCUUCGUUACUGAUGGAUAAUCAUGAGAGCAUCCUCUCAAUAGAGGCAAUAGAUCUGUGCAAAGAUAAUGGGAUAACAAUUCUGACAAUUCCACCUCAUUGCACCAAUAUGCUGCAGCCUCUUGCUGUCAGUGUCAUGAAACCUAUCGAUACCUUUCAUGAUGUUGCUGUAAACACAUAG